GGGCACAUUAUUUGCAGAAGAUCUAAAGUGCUUACUUGAAUAGAAGUGGGUUGUGAACAAGAGGAAAGUUCAAAAACAAUGAAGUGCGCUGCUGCGGAGUCGGAUUGCGCCUCUUCGGUGUACACGUGGAACUCGGAUGAUGAACCGCCGGCUGAAGGUGAGGGAGAGGAGUUCGCCUGUUCGCAGGAUAAGUUGGUUACGCGGCGAGUGCUGCAGCCCGGCGUGGGGCAAGACCGCCCGGGUGGUCGCGAUAGGGUCUUGCUCGACUGGAGACAGGACGUCGAGUGGUACCAGCUCGGAUCGGAUGCACUGCCAUGCGGCCUCGAGUGCGCAGUGCGCAAAAUGCGGCGGCGCGAGGUGGCGCGCGUCUCCUAUCCCAGUGGGGCCUACGAAGAGUUUCGUUCGCCGUUGAUGAGCACAGCGGCCGCGAAUCUCGCGAAAGAAAAGAGUAAAAGCCGGUUUCUGCCGCAAUUAGCGAGCCGGUUGGAGCAAGUACUCGACGCUAGCGAAAAAGAGGCAAGACUGUUCAAGCAUAAGAAACCAGAGGACUUCCAUGACGAUGAUUUUCAAACAAGUGGUGAACAAGAAGGACUCGCUUCUACAGAAAAACGCAGCAAAAGUGAAAUCGAGGAUGCAGAACUAGGUUCAUUAGCAGAUAAAAAAGAUUCAGGAGUCACGGAAAUGAACGAAGAUGGAUCGUCUUCUGAGGAUGCGGACCUAGCGAUGCAGACAGUUGCUGAGGAUGUUUCGCUACUAGAAUUUGUACAUGUAGAGACUCUGAGCGAUGACGUACACAAGGAGGUGCUUCGUGUGAGCAACAGGGGCACGAAGCGUCCACGCGAGGGCGACUCAGUUCGACUGGUUGUGUAUAAGACGGGUGAUGAUAAUGUGGGCGUGCCAGCUGCAGGUAGUACGAUGGACUGUGACGCAGGGUCUGACGCGAGUCCGUCGCGUGGCGACGUUCAAAUGAUGUACGAAGGUCAAAGCAGGGUUGACGACCCCUCUGCUAUAAUCACGACAGCUGAAAAGGUGCUUUUUCGAUAUCCGUUAUCUACAUGGGAAACAGGUACGGGCGGGGCACUGCUUAACGCCAAGGAGCUGCAGGAGGCACUGUCGGAACGAGGGGGAAGCGAGCUACUCGGUGAGAAUUCGUCAAACUACUCAUACGAUGAGACGGUCAAAGCCGUAGCAAAUGCUUUGUUUCUUGCUACAAAAUCGAUGAGAGCGGGUGAAGUAGCCCAGAUUAGCGUGCGGCGAAGUGAAAAUGCGUGGACGCACUUUUGCUUGAAACUUGAGCGUUUUACUCGACACGAAACGCUGACCUGGGAAUCGCAUGACACGACAAAGCGGAUCGCAAAGACGGAGGUAAUACCUAGUCCACGUGAAUUUGCCGCCAACGGGGUCGAAGACGGAGGCUUGGCACUUAUCGCGAUUGCACCAGAGCCAGUGGUCGAUGGAAAGAAACUUUCAUCGAAUGUAGAACGUGCUGGGCGCGUUCUCCGCGUUCGGUCUGGCGGCGCUGUGUUGCCGGAGGGACUAGAUGUCGCCUGUCUUCGCACCAUGUCGCUUUUUGAGGAUAGUAUUUUCGACAUCGGAGAAGGCGCGAUCACUACUGCAUCAGAUAAUGGUGCAAAGGUGUCGGAAUUUCCUUUUGGCACUAUACCGUUCCGUACGCAAGAGCAGGUCAGGACUGCGUCUCUGAAGGCGGCGGCAGAAUUGGAGGGAUGGACAGAUGAUUUGGUCGGCGAGAUGCUCGUGAAAAAUGUGGAGAACUCGUCUGCCACUGAUGAUCGGUGCGCUGGUCUCCUGUUGCAACCCCUGUCCGACCUUACCGAUGCCUUUCGUUCGUGGGUGACAAGUGCGGCACCCGACAAUCCGGCGACCAUUCCCCGGUUUUGGCGCGAGGCUCUGCUGGUGGAGGAGACAUGUCCAGGUUCUACUGGUGAAAGUCCAGUGAAGAUGAACCAGAGCAGGAUAAAGAGGAAAAAGACGAAGCUUCUUCCAUUUAGGCCGCCUGAGUCUGGACGCGGUUGGACUGAUUUCUCAGUCGGUAAAGAAACCGAGUUCGAAAACUGUUUCUCUCGGCGGGCUUCUCAGGCGAAAGUCUACCGUGUUUGGCUUCUCGGCUUGGUGCCGGCUCCGGACCUAUGGGCGUUGACGCCCCUGCAGCGAUUGCAUGUGGCGCAGAGGCAUCGCUGGGUAGGCAAUCAUUUUGUGGGUGCAUCUGAGCCCACAGCGGCUAUCGCAAAAUACGAUGAAGCGUUGUACACGAUUCGCGUCGAUGUUGGCCAGCAUUUGUUCACUGCUUCUCAGACGAGCAAUCGUGGUGCAUCAGCAUCCUCCUCGUCGUCCAAUGCACAACCCUGUUCACAGUAUUCUAUCACAGGCAAAAGCGUUUACGGGAGCGCCGAAGCGGUACCGGAAGUCUACAAAACUUUGUUCGUGACGCUGCAGAACAACGUGGCUUUGUGUCUUACUCGGAAUGGCCGCUUCCGCGAAGCGCGAGAACGAACCGCGCACGUCUUGCGUGUCGAUCCGCAGAAUAAGAAGGCCUUGUUGCGUGAAUGCCAGUGCGCUCAGACCAUCGGAACCAUGGACGAUGCUUUGGAGAAUUUGUUGAGAGCGUUUCCACUGCCGAGUACAACACCACAAUCAACACAUCCAGACCCGGACAUAGCGAAAGCACUGGCAGACGGAAAACGCUUCAUGGAAAAAGAGGAGAAGCGUGAAGCUGCUCUCUUCGCUAACAUGUUUGGAGGGUCGAAGAAAGGGCAAAGCGGGAGAUCUAAAGCGAAGAACAAGGAGGAAAAGGGAGCAUAAAGUCGAAUAUCGAAUCUGAUCUCUUCGUGAAAAAACGGCUUGCCGUUUCAUUGCGGGGAAACAACUAGUUGUAGUUUUCGAUCGAUGAGAAAAAAGUCGUUUCUUGCGACCAAUCACCUCGUUAAGAAAAAGUUCUUUAUAAUGAUCGUUCUUUGCUCGCAGACACGAGGGAAAACCAAGACUGGUUUAGAUUUCUUUGUCGCCUAAAGCGCGAGUACUUGUGAAUUCUUUGCGAUACUCAGCGCUCAACCACAGGAACCGAAGUUUUUCCUGUCGGGAAG
Molecule: messenger RNA, 3101 nt
Organism: Amoebophrya sp. A25
Lineage: Eukaryota; Dinophyceae; Syndiniales; Amoebophryaceae
Source: the annotation of a GenBank genome assembly